CAGCCUCCUCGCCCCUGCCCCACCGCUCAGCCACCCUCCCUGACCGGUUCAUUAUAAAGAGCGGCGCCUCGCAUUUUCCUCAGUGUAGUCCCUGCCACGUAGCAAGUAACCUGUGUUCCUCCUGGGCAUCAAAUUCCAAUCUUGCAGCAUCACCAUGGCAACUCCACUUCGCUGGGGCAUCGCGGGGGCCGGCAUGAUCUCCUCGGACUUCUGCGCGUCCCUGAAGGCGCUGCCGGCGGGGGAGCACGAGGUGGUGGCCGUGGCCGCGCGGAGCAUCGAUUCCGCCAAGAAAUUCGCGGCAAGGCACAAGAUAAAGAAGGCCUACGGAGCUUACGUCGAGCUCUCCAAGGACCCUGAUAUCGAUAUUGUGUACGUGGGCGUGAUACAGAACUUCCACUUGGAGGUCGCGUCCAUGAUGAUGAAAGCUGGCAAGCAUAUGCUGUGCGAGAAGCCGCUGUGCAUGAACGUGAGGGAGACCAAGGAGCUGCUGGCGGUGGCGAAGCAGAGCAAGGUCUUCAUGAUGGAGGCGGUGUGGUCGAGGUUCUUCCCGGCCUACAAGGAGCUCGGGCGGCGGCUGAAGGCGGGCGAGAUUGGGGACGUGGUGUCGGUGAUCGCCUCCUUCGGCAGAGACCUCCCUGAUAUCACGAGACUGCACGCCAAGGAGACAGGCGGCGGAGUGACGCUGGACAUCGCCCUUUACCCCACCCAGCUGACGUGUCUGGUGAUGGGCGGCGAGAUGCCCGAAAAGAUCCUGGCGACCGGGCACCUCAACGAAAACGGUGUGGACGAGACGAUUACGGCUUCGCUACUUUACUCUAAGCGCCGCGUAGCCUCCAUCACUGCCUCCUUCAGGGCCGACCUGCCCUCGGAGGCUUACAUCGUCGGCACGAAGGGCACGCUCAAGGUUCCUUACCCCAUCUGGGCCGCGGACAAGGUGGAGGGACCGUCGGGCAACUUCUGUCAGCCGCUGCCGGUGACGGGGGAGGAAUUCGUGUACCCCUUCGGUCAGGGGAUGAUGUACGAGGCGAUGGAGGUGCGCCGCUGCAUCAAAGAAGGUCUGCUGGAGAGCCCCGGGAUGACCCACAAGGACACCCUCACCCUCGCCACCAUCCUGGAGUCCAUACGUAAACAGGCAGGCACCGUGUACCCCCAGGACUCCGUCUAGGCCCGAGGUGGUGAUGGUGUUGGCCCUCGACUUGAAGGUUGAUGGAUUGCUCGUGCUCACAAAACUCCAUUAUGCAUUUGUGUCUUUAUUUCACUGCCUUGCCUGCUCAUGCUUGGAUCAACAGUUGUGUUUGCUUUGAUUUAGCUUCUCUACUGAUUUAUGAUACCAUUGAAUGACUUACUUGUCUGUCUGAACAAAUAUAUAAGUGACCAUUAAAAAACGCUGUCUUUUAGAUGAUUUCUGCUUCAGACAUCAUAGUUCUGGGAAGGCCAACUGUCUGUUUUAGAGACGAUAAAUGUUUACAGUAUC
Molecule: messenger RNA, 1474 nt
Organism: Eriocheir sinensis (Chinese mitten crab)
Lineage: Eukaryota; Metazoa; Arthropoda; Malacostraca; Decapoda; Varunidae
Product: trans-1,2-dihydrobenzene-1,2-diol dehydrogenase-like
Exons: 8
Coding region: 155-1165 (336 amino acids)
Molecular function (GO): nucleotide binding
Source: RefSeq, a predicted model, not a curated record